Galendromus occidentalis (western predatory mite) is the source of this 1158-nucleotide messenger RNA. RefSeq lists its product as uncharacterized. The transcript has 8 exons. The coding region runs from base 103 to 807 and encodes 234 amino acids. The record is from RefSeq and is a predicted model, not a curated record. Lineage: Eukaryota; Metazoa; Arthropoda; Arachnida; Mesostigmata; Phytoseiidae.
AUUCACGCGCGUAUCGGGCAAAACGUUGUGCGUCCUUUUCAAUCGUGAUCUCGGAUUUGCCGCUCCCUUGUGCUACCCAAAAAAAAUUCGUAGACCGCCGGUAUGUCUUUUUGCUCGGGACCAGUUUACCGUAAACGUCGUCAUGACGAGGACUCGAGCGGCAGCGACAGGCCUCGAUCCGUGAGCCUCAAAGCUUCCGCAGCGGACUCGCGAUCAUCGGUCAAGAAAGCGAGGAAGUUCGUCACCUGGAAGGAUCUGAAGAAUCAAGAUGAGUCCCGCGGAAGUCGCACGGGAUCUUGGAUCGAAUAUCGUCCUCACCGGGUUCAAAUUCGGAAAAGCAAGAAAUCGGGACAAGCGGGAAAAUUGAUCGAUCGAUUCAGGCAGCUUCCCGCUUCUUUCUUCGUGCACCUGAGUCAGACGCCUGAAUCUGCUGGGAGCGAAUGGGAGAUCGAUUCGAUCGAGAUCAAGGUCCUGGAUGAAGUAGUAAACGACGGGGGAUCGGAGAAGAGAAAGGAAAGAAGUUUUGUCAUUACAAGGGAGAGUCUAGCCGCUGGCAGAAACAGGAGGGCGUCAGCCGGGUCGGCUGACCUCAGUCAAAGUACAGAGUCCGACGCGGACGAGAGGAGUCCAGAAGAAAAAAUCACGGUCAAGACGAGAAACACUUCGCAAGUCGCGAAGGAUGAGAUGAUGGCCCUUCUCAGGAAUCGGGUGAAGAGAGUUCGCAGGCGAAAGUCGUCAACAGGUUCGAUGCUCAACUUCCUGAUAGAUCCCCAAAGCGACUGCAGCAGCUACAGUUCAGCCGAUUGAAGGCUCCUAGGAUUCCCCCGAGGACCUCAUGCUCCCGUCAUUUUUGCAACACCGUGCGACAUACUCGCAGCUUCGUUCUGCGAUGAUCGUAGUCCGUCAGCGCGGAUUGGUGAUGAAUCAGUGAAUAAGUUCAAUAGAUUUUGGAUACGAGCUGCAACUGGUCGGAGCAGCUGGUUUUUCCCCACAUCAUCGACUCGCAGAGACUCGGAUGCUCCUCGAAAUCAUUUUACAACUCGCUUUUCUCGGCCGAUGUAACUUUGUGUCUUCGUUACUAUAACCGGCUUUCUAACCCGAUAAUUCAAAAAGUCUGUCAAGACAUAUCGGUUCGGGAGAAUAUAUUGUGUUCGUUUA